Cajanus cajan (pigeon pea) is the source of this 2015-nucleotide messenger RNA. The record is from RefSeq and is a predicted model, not a curated record. NCBI's taxonomy places the organism in Eukaryota, Viridiplantae, Streptophyta, Magnoliopsida, Fabales, Fabaceae.
AACUUCACUUGACACAUUAUUAAAGCCACCAUCAUUCAUUUCUCUCUCUUUUCGCUUUUACUAACAUCAUUCAUUAUUCUAUUUUGUUGUAUCUGUGUUCAGUGUUGCAGUAUUGCCCCUUCCCUUCACAAUUAACAUUUUCAUUUUUUUCCUCUGAAUCUGAUAUUAAUAUCAUCGGAAUUUGGCUUUCAUGGACAAGGCAGCUGCUGAACUUCAAAGUGAGGCAGCAGAUCCUACUCUUCUUCACCGUCAGACAUGUACUGGAAAUGGGAUAGGUGACAAUACCUCCUUGAUUCCAGAGUCCAGAAAGCCAAGUCUCUCCUCCCUGCAAAUACCAGUAAGGUCACUGGAAAGUGCAUUUUCCUCUUUAAGCAAGACAGAUGGGCCUACAUUGAUAUCAAGUCCAGGUUCCAGUAGAGGACUUCCUCCGAGGCCAAAUUCAGCCAGAGUCAAGUCCUCUAUGAGAAGUUUACUCUCUGAGAGAAGCCUUAGGGCUAAGAAUUGUUCACAAGAUUGUGAAAGGACAGUUUUGAUUGUACCUGAUACCUUACCAUCAGAUGGUCCAGUGGAUAAGCCUUCAACUUCAAGGUCCCUUUCUCUCAACAAGAUUUUGUUCUCUUCAUCAAUGAAAGCAGCACAUUCAUUGCCAGUUACUCCAACUGCAAAUUCAGGUGCAGAGAAUGUGCAUGGAAGACAUCUAGGGUGUGAUUCUGAUUCGAGUAAAAUGGAAGUAAAUCAACACAUCACUCGAUCAUUUUCCGUUCCAGUUAAUGUCAAAGCUGCUAAUUUAAGGCCUACAGAUUCUAGGAGCCUGAUUCGUGUAAUUUCAGCAAGAACACUUCCAGGAACUAUUGGUGGCAUUCCAACUCAGAAUGCUUCUGGAUCAGAGAUUGUCGAUGAAGAUGCUUCUGAAGAUAUUCCAGAGGAAGAUGCAGUUUGUAGGAUUUGUUUGGUUGAGCUUGGGGAAGGAGGGAAUACUCUUAGGAUGGAGUGCAGUUGUAAAGGUGAGCUUGCACUUGCUCACCAAGACUGUGCAGUAAAGUGGUUUAGUAUAAAAGGAAACAAGAUAUGUGAUGUCUGCAAGCAGGAAGUCCAAAACCUUCCGGUAACACUAUUGAAAAUUUCUAAUACUCAAACUGUUGCUCGACAGCCAUUGAAUGCACCGGCACCGCAGCAAAGAGAAGUAACAUAUUACAGGAUAUGGCAGGAUGUAUCAGUACUUGUCUUGGUCAGCAUGCUUGCAUACUUUUGUUUUCUUGAGGAACUACUGGUUGCAGAUUUGGGCACUCGUGCACUUGCCAUUUCAUUACCUUUCUCCUGUGUUUUAGGCCUCCUUUCAUCUAUGAUUGCUUCAACCAUGGUGAGCGGAAGUUACAUGUGGGCUUAUGCUUGCUUCCAGUUUGCAAUUGUCAUCCUGUUUGCUCAUGUGUUUUAUACUAUGCUUAAUGUUAAUGCCAUCCUCUCAGUUAUUCUCUCUUCAUUCACUGGAUUUGGGAUUUCAAUCAGCUUGAAUUCUCUGCUAACGGAAUAUGUUAGAUGGAGAACAAGAAGACUGAUUCAAUCAACACAGCAGCAGCAAGAACAUCAAAGACAGCGUCAUCAACUGCAUAGGCUGCAGCAAGAGCAGAACCAAUGACAGUAGCUUACCGCAUGUUGAGACCAAUCUUUCACACAGAAUUUUGUGGCCUCAUUUAUUUAUUUAAUCUCAGUUAAGAAGCUACAAAGAUUUGGCCUUUUCAGUUUGGUGUGAACCAAAACAUAUGAAUCCACCAUGAGCUGCAUGAUAGGAGCGUGUUGUUGAAUAUAUUUUGAAAAGGGGAAGGGGGAGUUUUGUGCUUACAAUAUAUGGUUGUCAUGUAUUUUAAUCAUUAAAUUCUUGCAACCAGAUUUGUACUGUAAUAAUUUGAAGAUAAUUGACCAUUCUUGUGUUGGGCAUAAAAAUUCCCCAUGCCAACGAAAAGUGUAAAUUGAGGUGUUUCUUAAAUUGUCAAUGCUGAAAUUUGCAACACGAUAAA